GAGGAAGGAUCCACAAGGUCUUUUUAGACCUUAAGCCAUCGGUUCAACAUGCCACACAGGGUAGUAGAUUUCUUCCGGUCUUCCAACGACAGCAUUCACAACAUCAAGGCCUCGGUACAACGGAGGAGUAACCCUAACUCAAGAUCCGCCUCUAGAGAACGGCCCACUCGCCACUCAUCUGCCGCAUCUUCGGUACUAGAGGACGUCACCGAUCACAACAACGCACAAACCCCGAUUUACACCGCACUUCCCGUAAAGAUGUCCGAAGUAAAGGAAAAGCUGAAGGAGAAGGAGUCUCACACGCAUCACCGUCUGAGUUUCCCGAGCUUGCAUCUCGGCAGCUCUAAGGCUUCAAAGGAGCAGCCUCAAAACCCUAAUGCGUCGCUCAGCUGGAAAAUUGAGUCGCCCCCUGCAGUAAUGCACGGCGAACCGGAAAACAGCACAGGCGCAUUGGUAUCCGGGCAAUUAUUACUGGACGUCAAGGAAGAAGGCUUCGAGGUUGAUAAUUUCUCGGCCAAAUUAGAGAUUCAUGUCGUGCAGAAGAGACCAUUUGCCGGUCAUUGCCAAAGCUGCUCAAACCAAACGACAGAGCUAAAAUCCUGGACGUUCCUGAGUGAGCCCACAAUCCUCACCAAACGCAUCCACGAAUUCCCCUUUUCCGUCUUGUUAGAUGGUCAUCUACCUGCAUCGACUGACAAUCCAGUCGUCGCUAUCCGGUAUGACUUCUCUGCCGAAGUCACACCGAGGACAUCCGGUCCUGCAAUUAAGUUCACCAAGAACAUAGACGUAAAACGGUCACUACAGGUCCCAGAGCUUCCUCAUCACAGCAUCCGCAUCUUCCCGCCCACCAACAUCGCAGCCAGCGUGCACUUCUCGCAGGUCAUGCAUCCCAUUAGCACCAACACAGUUACCCUCCGUCUGGAUGGCGUCGUCAAGCACAACCCCGAUGCAAAGAGCGUAGAGUACUGGAAGCUCAAACGCCUCUCCUGGAAACUCGAGGAGAAUAUGGAGACCGUAGCACCAGCCUGCGACAAGCACGCGCCCAAGGAUCCGGAAACUGGUCUUCCCACGAAAAAAGGAUCCAAGCGCACAGACUCCCGUAUCAUUGCACAUGCUGACAUGCAUACUGGAUGGAAAUCAGACUACUCGCCAUCCGGAUGCAUCGAAAUGGAGAUCCAGUGCGCGCUACCGCCAGCUACCAAAGCUGCCUGCGAUUUGAAGAGCGAGGACGGGACAGAGGUUACACACCAACUCGUCGUGGAGAUGGUCGUGGUCCAAGAGUACGCACCCACUGCGCACCCUAAGCAUAUCACGCCUACGGGUGUAGCUCGUAUCCUGCGCAUGCACUUUGGUGUGGUGAUUACAGAGCGAGCGGGCCUUGGUGUCAGCUGGGAUAACGAGGCACCCCCAAUUUACCAAGACGUUCCCCCAAGCCCGCCUUCCUACUCUUGCGAUAUUCCCUACGAGAGCGUCGAGGAUUUGAGCUUGAGCCGGAGGAGCGCGGAGUCGGGUAGAACAGCAAGUCCGGCCUACGAGGGGCUAGCGCCGCCGACGUCACCAACACCACCAGCAUUAGGAGCCGAUGAUACCGCGCGCUAGGAAACGGCGGAUCAGAGGCGAUGCAUACCUGCGAGAUGGGUUUUGAAGACCUCGAAGAGGAAGAUGAAGUAAUACUAGCUACGGCUAUAAUUUUUUUUCUUUGUCAUAAGAUGAUUUUUGAUAACGAAUUAUACCCCACAAGGCGAUGGCCCCGAGAAUGGGCUAAGUCGGAGCGCUUCUUGCAUUGGAAGAGGAAAUUUUGAGACGCGAAGAUUUAGAUUUGACUUUUAAAACCUCCAAGGACACCUUGGUGAUGGAUUUUACUUGGAUAGGCAUUACAUGAAUUGAAAUGUGAUGAAAUGGGACGGAGUUUGAAGACCAUGAUCUGGUCUGAGAUAAUAAAAGAUGGUUGGGAAUAUUUGAGGUCUUGACUCACCUCACAACUUGCCGCUUGCUAGGAAUGCUUGCGAUGACACAUUUUAUAGUUAAUAUUAAUGACCAGAAUGAUA
Messenger RNA from Annulohypoxylon maeteangense, 2048 nucleotides. RefSeq lists its product as uncharacterized. The record is from RefSeq and is a predicted model, not a curated record. Bases 49 to 1599 code for a protein of 516 amino acids. Gene Ontology annotation, biological process: ubiquitin-dependent endocytosis. Gene Ontology annotation, molecular function: ubiquitin protein ligase binding; protein-macromolecule adaptor activity. Gene Ontology annotation, cellular component: plasma membrane; cytosol; cytoplasm. NCBI's taxonomy places the organism in Eukaryota, Fungi, Ascomycota, Sordariomycetes, Xylariales, Hypoxylaceae. The transcript is spliced from 2 exons.